Dicrocoelium dendriticum is the source of this 428-nucleotide messenger RNA. Lineage: Eukaryota; Metazoa; Platyhelminthes; Trematoda; Plagiorchiida; Dicrocoeliidae. The record is from the annotation of a GenBank genome assembly.
UCAUACAAAUAACAGGAAUAAUCCUGAAAAAUGGCAAUACGUUACCAUUUGCAAGUAAACAGGAAUUUGAAGGCCUUUCAGCUGGUAGCCAUUUGGAAGAUAUCUGCAACAAGCUCCGAGCCACAAUUUCAUCAAACAUAGGGGGGACAAACGAUACAAUUGGAUGUAGUCUUUCUUCAUUAACUGGCCGACCCGGAAGCAAUCACGUCAUUGUCAACCUAGAGACCAAAGGAUCAGUUGAAUCACACAAAUUUGCAUCGGAAUUGUUUGGGGAGUGUGAAAAACGGAGGACUAACUUAAACGUCAUGAACUUAAACCUUCAACAACCGUUCGGUAAAUUCAUCUUACUUGUUCAAAUGAAUUUUGUAAAGUUUACGUUUUGUCUUACUUCAACCAUCUUCGUAAAACAAUUGCGUUGCACUAACUAA